This is a messenger RNA of Guillardia theta CCMP2712, 1809 nucleotides long. RefSeq lists its product as hypothetical. The record is from RefSeq and is a predicted model, not a curated record. The transcript has 4 exons. Bases 1 to 1809 code for a protein of 602 amino acids. NCBI's taxonomy places the organism in Eukaryota, Cryptophyceae, Pyrenomonadales, Geminigeraceae.
AUGGUGGACCUGGAGGCGCCGAUCAGCGCCCAUGGCGCUCAGGCUCAGUAUGGGUCCGCGCAAUCUGUCAAGUCUGUACGAUCGGGCAACUCUGCGUCCAAGUACUACCAGGUGCAAAUUGACGCUUCCAGCAUCAUCAUCACCCGACUGAACCUGUUUGACCGAACUUGUCAGGCUGUGGCAGUUUUUGUUGCCGUCGCCAUCUGCUGCAUUGUGGGGUUUGUUGCGUUGUCUGAUUCCUUCUCUGGGCCAUUUUCUCUUGAGCAAUCUGAUGCCCAGAAGGCUCUCAGCAUUGAGAUGUCCAAGCGCAAGUAUGACCAGGCUAAGAAGCGUGUUGCCAGCCUGCAUGAGGAGUUUGAUGCGCUCAAGAAGCAGCUUCAGAACCAAGUCAAGAGCCUUGACGCGGCUAGAGGUGACCUCGUCACUCAGAUCAAGGCAGCGGAGGGCAACAAUGCCCUGACCAAGAACCUGGAGAGCAGCUCCGAGAGCGAGGACCUGGGCGACUCUGACUUCACUGCUCCAUACGUCAGGCGCCUGAGAGAUGCUGCCCUUGCUGCUACUGCUGCUGGAACCAGCAGUGAUGCCGCAGAUGCUGCCAAGCAUGCGCUCUCGUACACUCAGCAAGUUGCCUCUCGUGUUGGAGACCUGGCCGACGAGUCUGAGAAGCAGGCCACCAAGAUCGUGGACGCUGCCCGCCUCACACAAGAAGCGAAGGACGCCAUGAGAGCUGCCCUGGAACAGAGCAGCCAGAUUGUGGACUACAACACCCAUGCAGCUCAAGCCGUGGCCCAGGACUCCGGCUUUGUGACCACUGCCGCCCAGUCGAUCUCAGGAUACCUGCACAAUAUCUUCCAUGAUUCUCAGGCCGUGCACGAGGCUGCCAUCGCCUCUGUCGAGCACAUGAAUCAGGAUGUGACGGCUGCUGAUCAUGCAGUAUCAGAGAUCGAAGCCGACGCCAGGGAGGCUUAUGACGUGCUCAAGCACAUCUCUGAAGCCGACAAGGCUGCCACUGGGUUUGCCAAGCAUGCAAGAGCCGCUGCCAUCACUGCUGCGACUGCUGCAAACGGAGCCCUCAAGGGUGAGAAGGCUGCCAUGGUCGGAGGCUUGAAAGCCAUCGCCUCUGCUCACUCGGCCAAGGCUGGCGCUCAGGCUGCCAUGGAGUACGCCAGAGCUGCCCAGGCGGCUGUACAUCCCUAUGUGUAUGGACAGGUUCCUCUCGACUGGGGCACGAGGCCGCAGGCUGCUCCUGCUGCCCCCCAGCCGGCUCCUGCUGAGGUGGAGGCCCCAGUUGCUGAGGCCAAAGAGCUCGUAGACUCGGUUGUUGUUCUCAUGCAGCAGUUGACGAACGCUCUCGAGACCUACGGCACUGACUGCGAGAAGGUGAAGCAGAUCUUGACCUACUACCAGGCUCAGAUGGGCGCCUUCCAUGCUCAAGGCGUUGGACUUGCGGGCAAGAUUGACGAUGCCGACAUGAACCUCAUCGAGCAAUAUGCUCAGACCCGCGUGGCCUCGUUCGCCUCCAAGCUCGAGUCUGCUGUGAGAGUGUCUGCCACCGAGUGCUCUCUUCCCAUCUCUGCCUUCAUCCCUGAUGCCUCCAUCGGCAUGACUGACAAGCCUGCAAACGAGGCUAAGCUCAAGAUGCUCAGACAAGCUGCUGCUGUCAAGAAGGCUGCGCAGAAGAAGUCGGGAAAGAGGAUGGGAAAGGCUGAUCUUGACAAAGCCGUUGAGCACGAGCAGCAGCGCAUUAAGGAGCUCAGGGCUCAGGUGGCUGAAUUGAAAGCACAGAAAGCAAAACUGUCGAAGAAGUGA